GCACAUUUUCUCGUGGUUGCGGUGAUAAGUUUAACAAUAGUUUGUAAACUUCUAUCAAGUUCUGGAUUUUGGGUGGUGUUUUUCUAAUAACGCCCAGUACCAAAAACUCACACAAAAUAUAGAUGAAAAACCAGAAAAAGUACCACAAUUAAAAGUAUGAAAUAUUUCAGCUCGAAUCUGCUCGAAUUUCAUGUGGAUAGAAAAUAAAAAAAACUGACCGAAAUAAAAGCAACCAAACAGGUCCUAGCAACACGUGGCCAUAGCAACCUUUUUAUUUCGCUUAUUUACUGCUGACGCUUCCUCAAGACAUUACGUGAUUUUUUCAACUUACAACAAAAACGUUGAAACUCCACUCUUUUGUGAAAAAUGAAUCCGGAAGAAGACGCUAAUUCUAUCAGUGUGCAGGCAGAUGCCUUUAACGAAUCCGCCAUGGAUCGUGUGGGCGUGCUUGAGACCGAUCAUCCCUUGCUCGAGCGCUUCCAAUCAGCGCUGAAGGCUCACCUGCUGAAAGUAAAAGGUCAGCUCGAGGAGGAAGUGGCCGAGUUAAACCACCGUCUGGUGCAGAAUGAGAAAGAAUCUGAAGAGGUCGGCGCCGAGCUGUACGAUCUGCAGGAGGAGAUCGAUAAUCAGAAGGAGCUGCUCGAAAUUUACAGUAAGGAAAUUUUUGAACUGGCCGCCCAACGCCAGCAGGAGCAAAAGCAGGCCGCACAGUACCGGAAGGAGUUCGAGGAACAGCAGAAAACCCUGCGGGAUUUAAAAAAGACGCACAAAGAGCAUCUGAUGGAGCUGGAAAACUUGACCAUACUGGAGAGCGAGUUUGCUAAGUGGGCACAGGAAAUCAAGGACGAAAUAGCCGUUGCAAAGCGCGUCGCUAGCAAGGACGCGAAGGAUGAACUUACGGCCGGGGAGGAGCAGCGUCGGUCCGAGCUGCUGAUGCACAACCUUUCGACGGAGGUAAAGCGCAAGGAGCUCGAGCUGGAGGCUAUCGAGGAUGAGAUAAAGGAGCAGGACGAAAAGCGAGAAACGAUUAGCCGCAGUUUAGCCGACGCAAACACCGAUCUGGAAGCACUGCAGCACGAACACAAAUGUGUGUCCCAGGCCUGGGGCGAAGUGAUAGUGGCGAUUCAGCAGCGCGACCGAGUACUGGUGAAGACGAAGGAAGAGCUGGAAGCGAUUUACGAGGAGCACAAAGUUAUCAAGAGCAAAACGGAAAUUACGAAGAAAACGGCCGCCAAAGAAAUGGAGCAGAACGAGAAGUUGGCCGGCUUUAAGAAUCGCAUCCAGGGGGACAUCAACUCGCUUGAGAAGCAGGUGCGCAAGGAACAGGAAGACGAAGAUAAGCUCAAGCGUGACCUGGACCACUACGCGCUGAUUCUCGAGCAAACGGAGGCCGAUAUCUUGAAAGCGCAGCAGGAAGGUUUGCUGAUUGAGAAUCAUCUCAAAUCAUUGCGCCAAACGCUGGAGAAACAGAAUCGCAAAAAGUUUGAACUUGAGGAUCAGAUACUGGAGCUGCUGCAGGAUCAGCUCACCACGGAUAAGGCGGGCGAAGCGCAGGGAAAGCUGCUGGCCGAUACCACCGAGAAGCGCCGAGAGCUGGAGAUAAACAUGGUGAAUACGGAGAAUCAGCUGUCGGUCGUAUUGCUUGAUCUGGAAAAGUGGAGAUCGCUCGUGGAAACUUCGAGGGAGGUCUUGAGCAGAGUAAAGAUGGAGCAUGACGAAUUAGAUGCAAAGGCUAACGAGCACAACGAAAGGAUAAAGCUCACCAAGGAAAUGAUUGCCGUGAAGCUACGCAAGAUGGAUGCGCUGAAUCGUGAGCUGGACCAGCUGAUCAGUAAGGCGGGCGGGCAGGAAAUGAAUCCGGACGAGCUGAAGCUGCUGGACGUGCAGCAAGACAUCGUGGAGGUGGAGGCGCAGCUAAAGGAGGCGCGAGCUUCGUGGUUGAAAUUACAAACAAGCGUGCGAGCGCAAUCGAACAAGCGAAAUCAACAGUUGAGCGACAUCAACUACUCCAGAAAGAAGCUUCUGCUGGCUGAACAGAAAGCCAUCAAAAUCGAGGCACAGCUCGAGGAGGUAAUGAAUGAAAAUAGAGAGAUAGUGCGGUCGUUAUCGGCGCUCAAUACACGCCUCGACAGUGCCAGCAUGGAACUGUUCAAGACGCGUCAACUGCACGAGAAAGGCGAGCAGGAGUGUGUGGUAGCGCAUCACCAGGCCACGGAACGGUUGCGGGACGCCGAAAUGGCCGUCCUGAACCUGGAGCAAGAGCUGAAAGAUCUUGGCAAGGAGAUCGAGGACUGCAAGCAGGAGGUACUGGAGAAGCAUCGCGAAGCCCUGUCCUGGGAAACGAAGUGCAAGAUGUCGACCGAGGCGAAGAAGUUCAAGGACGAGGAGACGACACAUAACAGUGAGAUCGGCAUCAUGAAGGCGGAGAUCCACCGGAUGCAGGUACGGUACGGCCAGCUGAAGCGUAUGCAGGAAAAGCUGGUGCACGACCUGGAAAACACCGUGCACCAUCGGGAAAACAUUUUCGAGUCCGUUAAUGCACGGGAAAAGGUGUACGGAGGAAAGUUUAAGACCCGCUCCACGAUGCAGCACAAGAUUAAUGAGCUCAAGAACAAGCUGAAGGUCGUCUUUUCGGAAAUAUCUCAAGCCGAGAAGAGUCUGCUCGAGAUCGAUACGGCGCAGAAGUUGCUGCAGGCGGAGAUCGAAAAUAAAAAGCAUCAGAUCGAGGAGGAGAAGCUGCAAACAAACUUGAUCCGCGCGGAAACCGAACAAGCCGCCAUGUUGAAGCAGGAAAAUCUGGACUACAUCGUACGCCACCAGUACCGGGCCCGUCGUUAUCGAGCGCUAGCAAACGCACAGCAGCUCCCAAAGUUCCGCAACGAGAUUCUCAUCCAGGCCGAUCUGCAGCGCCAGCGCGAGGUGAAUGAAAACAUUGUGGCGGUGGUGGAAACACUGCAGCAAGAUUUUCCCACCCAGAAGUAUAAUCUGAACAAAAUUCUUCAAUUACUUAAGUAAGAGAUGGAUGUGCAGAGGUGGUUGGUGUGUGUUUGUGGGUGUGUGUGGUGACAUUUUUUUUCUAUCAAAGCACGGUUUGCAUUUUUCGAAGUAUUUAAAUAAAAGUAUAUUUUCAUACACGGCUUUCCCAUCUG
Molecule: messenger RNA, 3149 nt
Organism: Anopheles stephensi (Asian malaria mosquito)
Lineage: Eukaryota; Metazoa; Arthropoda; Insecta; Diptera; Culicidae
Product: coiled-coil domain-containing protein 40-like
Exons: 4
Coding region: 367-3015 (882 amino acids)
Biological process (GO): axoneme assembly
Cellular component (GO): cytoplasm
Source: RefSeq, a predicted model, not a curated record